UAAAGUGCUAGAAGAGAAAUGAUGUAUUAAUUAGACAACAGAUAGUCGUUUGAACUAGUGCAGAUAAACUACAAUUUUGGUGAAAAAUUUGUUUGUUGAUCGCGUUAUCUUCAUUUCUCAGUCUCUGUCCACACCAGUAUUUACUAAAAGCGAUAAAUUUGAACAUUUUAUUGAAAAAAUGGCAACGCCUGUGAUUGACGUUUAUAUCAAACUACCAUCAGGAAAAACUACAACAGUGAAUCUUCUUCCGUCAGCACAAGUGGUAAAGAUCUACGAGCAUGUCGCCAAAGAGGCGGGGGUCGGCGUGGGUCAGGUUCAGCUGAAAUACACAGGGAAAAUCCUGAAAAAACAAAACACGCUCGGAUACCUGGGCGUCUGCAAGGAGACGAUAUUGAAAGCUGAGGUAAUUCCUUUGAAGAAGAUUAAUAUAUAUGUGAAGAAGACAGGUGGAGAAACUUUACCUCUCACCAUAGACAACACUUCCACUGUGCAGGAGAUUAAAAAUCAACUGGAAGUAAAAACUGACUCUGAGCCAGCAAAACAGAUAUUGAAGUUGUCAGGUGCGCUGCUGAAAGAUAACAAAGAAACAGCCAUCGAGGCUGGGAUACACGAUGAGGCUCUUCUGACUCUGGAGGUAAAAACAGCACCCGCGGAGGUUGUAGAAACAACAACAACUGUAGAUGAUACUGCUAGUGCGACGCAGAUAGAUGAAGAAAUUAGCGAAGAAGAUAGAGAGGCAGUGCUGUCCACGUUUGAUGCGGCGGGGAGGGCAGUAGAAGUUGUCUUUUCUUUCGACACCACCGGCAGCAUGUAUUCAGUGCUUACGCAGGUUAGAACAAAACUGAAAGACACAGUGACCAGGCUGCUCCGAGACAUCCCAAACAUCCGUAUUGGUAUCAUAGCCCACGGAGACUACUGUGACUACAACAAAUAUGUCCUGCGGUCAGCUGACCUGACAUCUAGCGUGGACACUCUGGUGGACUUUGUCGAGACGGUGCCUGUCACGUCUGGAGGUGACACACCAGAGUGUUACGAGUGGGUCCUGAGAAAAGCCCAGCAGUUGGACUGGGCAGAAGAUUCCGCCAAGGCUCUCGUCGUGAUCGGGGACUGUGAGCCACACCCACCAUCGUACACAGACCAGAACAUUAACUGGCAUGAUGAACUGGAUGUCCUCUCUGGAAUGGGGGUCAAGGUGUAUGGAGUACAGGCCAUGAAUAACACGGACGUUAAGGAUUUUUAUCAGGAGCUAGCAGAGAAAUCAGGAGGAGCUUACAUCACGUUUCAACAGUUUGGGCUCAUCACUGACAUGUUUUUAGCAGUCUGUUACACUCAGGCAGGCUCAGAACAGCUCCAGGCAUUCAGUGAGGAGAUGGAGAUGACUGGCAGGAUGACAGAGGAAGCCAAGGCUAUGUUCUCACAACUAGAGGAGGUCAAGGUGAAGGAAGACACAGAGACAGAUGUGGAGGAACACAGGGAAACUCCACAGCGGUAUAAAAAGUGUGACUGGUGGGACGUGACUUUGGACCACGGCUCUCCUCAGUACACCUAUGAUGCCCAGCAUGACACAUGGUCGCCUUUCACAGGUGAGAAAUCAUCCUCCUCGUCCUCCUCUAGCUCUUCCUCUCACCACAAUCCUAUGAUGGUGAUGUCACUCAAACGUGAGGAGGAGGAUGGUAGUGUCAUAUCUACAGAGUCAAAACCCAAAAGAUGGUCACUACGGAAAUCAUUCAGAAAAUGGUUCAGGAAAUGAACUUGUAAUUUUGUGAAAACCUAUUAAAAUAUUCUAAGACUAGAAAUACAUGGAGAGAUGACACCAGCAGCCGCAAGUGGUUUCACUUUGUUGAUGGUUCUACUUCCUGGUCAAAAUGAAACUGUACACUGUUACUGCCAGCUGCUUUAUAAACAUAGCAGUAUCAAAGGCAGAGAACACAGAAGAUGCCCAGUUUUAAAAAUAAUGUUUUGCUUGAAAACUGGUGCAUGUAGAUCAACACUGAGCACAUGAAGAAAGUUUUUUUAAUUUUAAUUAUUUAAUUGGGUGUUAUGUUUAAAGAUGUUUUUGAGACAGUUAUUCUAACUGAAAACUGGUGCAUGCAUUCAUGGAGACUGCAUAAUUAGUUAUUAUAUUUAUGACUGAAAACAGGUCUGCCAGUUCAUGCAUUCGAACAUGAAAUAUUUCUGGAACUUGACUAUGUUUAAUUGCAUGUGGAUGGGUCAUUUACAGAGACUGUCUAUAUAUGUCAGACACUUUAUUGACUGAAUGAGAAGUAAGAUACUUCUCUUAGCCAGCAUGGAGAACAGAAAAGGGGGAAAAUUAAGUUUGUUCUGAUAUUUCAAAGAGCAUGUGCACCUUUUUAAGAAAUAUGAAAGCUCCCCCUGCAGCCUUUGACUCUGCAAUUUCAU
Molecule: messenger RNA, 2400 nt
Organism: Lingula anatina
Lineage: Eukaryota; Metazoa; Brachiopoda; Lingulata; Lingulida; Lingulidae
Molecular function (GO): protein binding
Source: RefSeq, a predicted model, not a curated record